Molecule: messenger RNA, 5165 nt
Organism: Aplysia californica (California sea hare)
Lineage: Eukaryota; Metazoa; Mollusca; Gastropoda; Aplysiida; Aplysiidae
Exons: 14
Coding region: 98-2284 (728 amino acids)
Biological process (GO): signal transduction
Source: RefSeq, a predicted model, not a curated record
CUGCUACUUUCGAUCAUUACCAGCUACAGAGAACAAAACGAAGAACUUACCAACGGUGUGCUUUGUGAAAAGAUUCUGUGAGCACAGUACAUAGCACAUGGGCUCUGCAAGUAGCACCAUGUUUGGGAGUUCCCAGAGAAAGGGAAGUCGAGCAAGCUCUAUUAAACAAGCUGCACCCUCAGCUAAAGGAGAUGACCAGCUCAAGCUGCAGUCAUCUCAGAAGCUUGGAAAGCCUCGCAACAAUGGAGAAGACUCACCCACAGAACCAGCAGCUCCCAAGAGAACAACGGAUGGUCAGACUCAGAGAAACAACGACAAUGAUGCAAGCCUCCCAAAGACAUCAGCUCCACAAAAUGAUGCUCCUGUGUUGAAGGAUGAAUCUGAUCAAGAGUCUAAAAAUUUAAAAGCUGAUCUUGAAAGAGAACUACUCAAGCUGGAUUUAAAUCCUCAGAAUCUACUUUCGUGCAUGAAGCUCUUAACAGAAAAUCAAAAUUUGUGUGAAGCUUUCAUGAGUGGAGUUAAAAGUGUGAUACAUUUGAGAGAUGGUGACAAAACUCAGCUUGAAAAAUAUCUUCAGAUUUUGAACGAACAUUUUCAUAGUGCUACCCCAAAAAACAGAACGCUAUUGGCUGAUUUCGUUGCUCACUUGAAUUUUUGUGAAGAUUCAUAUAAAAUCAGUCGAAGUAUUCUUGAUCAAGCAGGCCUUGUAAAUUUCAAUGAUACGUUUGUUGUUGGCUUGAGAAAAAUGUUAGAGGUUGACAUCUCGUGUCUGACCUACCUGCGAUAUCACUGGUGGAAUUUUUCUGAUAGUAGCACAAAAUUUGCAGCAGGAGCUGCCACAGUCGGAAUUUUAAAGGAACUUGUCCAAGAUAUUGUAAAUCUUGUGGGGACUGAUGGAAAGAAACUGAGGCACUCAUUGACUUUUGAGACAGCAAUUGGGACUUUGCACAACAUGGCAAAACUUCCAGACUUGAGACAGAUGUUCAGAGACCUAGAAGUGGUUACCGUUUUAGGACAUUUCCUGGACUAUAAAGAGGAGACAAAGGUGACAAUGCUAGUGCUAUUGACCUUGUCACUCAUCAUUGAUGAGGAUCAGAAUCAUCUACUCAUAUCACAUGAUGCUGUUCUUGACCUGGUGAUAAUGUUGACGGUGCGAGCGUGGAAACUAUCAGAACAUCGAUAUGAUGGAUUUUCGGCAGAAGAAUUGAUUCAAGGCUUGAGCGGAUUCAGCAGAAAUGAUGAAAUAAAAAAACUACUUGUUAACAAAGGUGUGUUGAGCUUGGUUUUGACCAUCUUAACAACGGGUGAUGAAAAGGAGAUUGAGGCAGGUGCCAAUCUGUUGUGGCAAUUGUCAUUUGAUGAGGAGAACAAGAGCAAAAUAAAGGAUGACAAAGAGCUUAUGGAGGCCAUUGAAACUCUGAGCAGAAAAUCAUCAAACAAAAAGAUUACAAGAGCUUUGCAAGGCACCUUGUGGGUCCUAAAAAUGGGAAAGAGAGAAAUAGAAGCCCCGCAUAAAAAGAAAAAGUUGGCCCAACCUGAUUCAAGUACUACAUCGAGCAAUCUGCAUAUUAUGAUAAGCUACAACUGGUCAGAUCAGAAGAAACUCAUUGAGGUUCGCGACUCUUUGAAGUCACGAGGUUACAACAUGUGGAUGGACAUUGAUAACCUCAGCGGCUCCACCCUUCAGGGCAUGGCAGAAGCUGUGGAGCAGUCAGAAAUUGUUCUGGUGUGCAUGUCGGAGAAAUAUAAAGAAAGCCCAAACUGCAGAUCUGAGGCAGAAUAUGCUUUUUCUUUGCAAAAGCCAAUCAUCCCAUUAUUGAUGCAGCUUGAGUAUAAACCAGAUGGAUGGUUAGGUAUCCUUCUUGGGACGAAACUUUUCUUCAAUUUUUCAGGAAAAUAUCCGUUUGAAGAGAAAAUAAAUGACCUCGUGAAAGAAAUUGGACAGAGAGGAAAGUUGCUGGAAGUUCCAUCUGUUGACCAUCCAGAUGGUGCCAUAGUAAAGGCAAGUGCAGCUCUGGUCUCAAGCCCACCACAGUCUUCAGCUUCAGAUUCAGCAACGCUUAAUGUUGUAGACUGGAUAACGGAGAACAAAUUGGGAAAGUAUGCAUGCCUGAGAAGUCUAACCAGUGAACAACUACUUUUCUUGAAAAAAUUGUCAUCAAGGGCUCCAGAAUUUUAUUACAGUUUUAUCUUGGAUCUUCUGAGUGGAAAAGUUAGUGAAAGUGAUUUGGCUGGGUUAAUUGCCAUUACUGGAGCAGUUGAAAAAAUUAAAAUAUCAAGAUGAUCAAGUCUUCUCAAGAGCAGCCCAUUGAUAAUACCUUGUUUUCACUUCUGAAAUUAAAUCCCCCAUUGAAAAGGCACAGGCUGCUAUCACGUCUUUAAACAGGAUUUGGGGGACAAGGGAUUCUCACUCAAAGUAAAGCAUAUAUAUGAUUUUCAACUCAAAUGUUAAGUUUUAUUGUAUGGAAGUGAGACAUGGAAUGCAUCUCAGACUUGCAUACAAUGAGGAUCCAGGUUUUCAUCAACAAGUAUCUGAGAAAGCUAAUGGAGAUCAGAUGAACAGACAUUGUCACCAAGGAGGAAGUAAAUAGGAGAACAAGACAGAGCCCAGUUGAAGAUGAAAUGGGAAGGAGAUGGUGGUCAUAGAUUGGACAUACCGUCAGGAAGCCAUGCAGCUGCAUAACAAAGAAAGUGUUGGAUUGGAAUAAACAGGGCAAGAGAUUAAGAGGAAUUGGAUCACGUGGAACCUCGAGAAAAGUCACAGAGAAUAAUGUACUAAAAAGUGGAAAGACAUGGAAUAAGGUCAAGAGGCUAGCCUGAGAUAAGGAAACAUGGAAAGUGUAUGUCUACAGUGAGUGAGAAAGGCAAAGAUGAUCAUUAUUUUACCCGUCAUUACCUGAAGUAAGCUUUUCUUUUCAAACGAUUAGGGUACAAAAGUUUAUCCCAGUAGAUUGGCAGAGCCUCUUUAUUUUCGUCUUAUGAUAUCCCAAAAUUCUAAGAUCAUGCUCCUGAAAGACUUAAGGUGAAGGCACUAAGUACUUGUAAAAUUUUAUAUUAAAAAAUACUGUUUGGCUCAAAAUUCCUGUAACUUUCUCGUACAACGUCUUACGAUUUCAAAUCCCUCUUUAUUCUAUGCAUUGCAACUUCCCUUUUAAAACGCUCUGAAAAAAAUUCCAGUAGACCAAAUUAACACAAUAGAAUUUUAAGUCGUUUCAUCAUUCCUCUCGGCUGAUUCUCACCCUUUCCUUUUUUUUUCUCUCAGAGUAGCCUACCAUCGUCAAUACUCUUCUUAAAACAUGCUUUCAAUUAACUGAAAAGAUCCCUUCUGUCCCACUUCCUGUGAACAGCGGGUUGCAAGAGAAUGGCUUUGCUUCAUGGGACAGGGAGAUGAGAUAUUGGAAAGCUAACAAUCAUCCUAAAUUUAAAAUUUAAUGGUCAUGCCCUGCUUUUUUUGUUUUUUCUUAGAGAUUGUCUUUAUAAUGUGCAGCUAUGAUUUAUCAACUCCACGUCUUUUAAUUUGUUUUUGUCCUUAUACCUGAGUAGUAGUGUGGAAAACCAUAAAGUUAACAGCUACAACUUCCCGUGAACUUUGUUCUAUGUGGUCAAGGGAACAAUCUGAGGUUGAAAAUAAAGUAUAAAGUUUCCUUCUUUUUUUUUUUUUUUCCAAAGGUUGGAAGCUGUGAUUGUGUUAGGAAUUAUAACUUUAAAAAUAUGUUACACAAGGCCUAGCAUCUGAUCUGAACUGUAAACAGUAAGAAAGGAGUCCCCCUUCCUUUUUUGUUCUUUUCAUUAGCCGUCUACUUAUCAUGAAAUCUGCUCAGCACAAAGAAAUUCUGUGAUUGUGAAGUUUGUUUGAUCAAAGUUGUACUGUAUAUUCUUGUUAUCAGACUGACAGUCUGUUUCAUAUGUGCAUGUUGAUAUGCUUGACAAACUAACAAAGCAGUCAGAGUCUCUGUCAGAGAGAAUAAAUAUCAAUGACAGAUGCAUUUGAUGCAGUUCAAUAUUGUCCUUUGCUAAAAGAAAUUCACAACAUGUUCAUUUUCACCUACCCAGAGAGAGCCCUUUUGUCUUUUUUUCUAUCAACGCACUACUUGUUUGUUUGUAUGUGUUACAUGAUCUGAAUGGAGGCUGGAAUAAUGAAGUACUGCUUAAAGAGAGAAUUAAGUAUGUAAAGAUCUCUUGUCAGCAUUUGUAGUUUCAGAAUUGGGAAAGGAAACAGCAAAUUAUAAUUCAAUGUUACGCAAGGGAAUGGGAGGUCAUCAUAUUGUCGAGGAAUACAGGUUAACGAAGAAUAUUGAUUAAGGUUCUCCACCUGCUUAGCUUGGUUCCAUCAAAAAUGGACGUUAGGAGAUCCAGUCUUUACGUAAGCCUACAGCUUUGAAAGGAGAGCUAAACCCAUUCGAUACAAUAGAUGUACCAGUUUGGCUUAGCUGAUCAUGAGAGACAAUGUAAAGUUUUGAUAUUGAAUCCAAGUGAGGUUUAAAUUGUUGACAUUGCUCCUGGAAUAAUUUCCUCUUCCCUUUUCUGAAGCUUAGUCAGAGCUCCUAAUGGUGCACUUUUAAAGUCACUUAAAUUGUAAGUUACUUUCUUUGUGGUUAUCUUCAUUAUUACACAUGUAAAAAAGAAUUGAAUUCUCACAUUUCUCUCUAUUUGUACAUUUUCUUUUUCUCUUCAGUGCCAAUAAGUAUUUGUGAUAUUAAAAGUUAUGGAACUUUGUCUUUACAACAAAGGGUAAAGCUUAUAAUUCAUUUGUUUCUUCACUAGCAAGAUUUCCAUGUAUUAGUCAUUAUAAUUCAAGUACAUGAUGUUCGUGCUGUUUCAGGAUCAGGAAAGCUAAAUAUUUUUUUAUUUCUUUUCUAACUUUAUAUACACUUUAUUUAUGUACUGAUUCAAAAAUGCUCAAUUAGUGAUAAUUAUAUAUAGCCUUAUAUGUUUUCAAGUGCUGUAUAUGCACUUUCAUUCUAUUCUUCAUUUGAUUCAAUUUUAACAUGUAUGCAUCUGAACGUCCUUCUGUAUUAUGUCUGCCUGUCUAUCAGUGCCUUUUUGUCUGUCUCUUCCCUCUGUAUAGAGGUCAUACAACUCAAAAAGAUGAGAGGGUUGCCCUGCUGCAAAUGUGAAUUUUAAUACAACUCCUCAAUUUUAAAUAGUUGGUCAUGGAGCCACAA